CCCCACGCUCGCCGAAACCAACCAACGCCACCACCACCACCACCCCACCACCAGUUACUACUGCUACCUCCCUGCGCCUCGCCUCCCUCCUGGAAUCCCUCCACCUUCCUCGGAUUCCUUCCCCUCCCCAGCUCCCGGCCCCCCGCUCUGCCGUCCUCCCGCAGCCGCCUGCACUGUGCUGUCGGUUUCGGCAGCGCCGUUCGUCUUCCGAGCUCCGGCAGACUCCGCUCCCGCGGGAGGACUAUGAAGCUAAGGACAAAACGGCCUGAAUGGAAGUCCCUCAUGCCGCUACAACUAAGCAGGAAAUCUGCCAUGCGUUUCUUUUUGUUCCCCAAGGUUCAGUCGGCUGGUCAAUCGCCAGAUGAUACUCCAGUUUAUCUUAACGUGUACGAUCUGACACCAAUGAAUGGUUAUAUAUAUUGGGCAGGCCUUGGCAUAUUUCACUCAGGAAUCGAAGUUCAUGGUGUUGAAUAUGCAUUUGGAGCGCAUGACUUUCCUACAAGUGGAGUAUUUGAGGUAGAACCUCGUCAAUGCCCUGGUUUCAGAUUCAGGAAAUCAAUAUUUCUUGGUACAACAUGCUUGGAUCCGAUCCAAGUUAGGCAGUUCAUGGAGCUACAGUCAGUAAACUACAAUGGAGAUACUUACCAUCUUAUCACAAAGAACUGCAACCAUUUUUGCAAGGAUAUGUGUUACAAGUUGACCGGUAACAAAAUCCCCAAAUGGGUGAACCGUCUUGCCAGAAUAGGUGCCAUUUGCAACUGCCUUCUCCCAGAGUCGCUCAAGAUCUCUCCCGUUGGCCAUGAUCCGAAUAGUCAAUCUGAAGAUUCAGAGAAAAGGCGGCUGAGGAACCCAUUUAGCUGUUUCUCUUCAAUCUCGAGUCAGAGACAGCUGCCGUCAUCUUCUCCUUUCCCACCAUCCCCUGUGAAGGAGCGUCUCCCCCACUGCUCAUCGAGGAAAUCCAGCACCGCUUCCCUGAGAAAUAGGUAGCCUGGCCUGGCCCCCCGUGUAACUUCUGAUACCAAGUUGUGCUAAUUCGUGCGGUGUCAGCAUCCGGAUCGCACGGUGCGUCCCAUGCUUGUAGCUCGCUGUCAGGUACUUCAUUUUGGUCCGUAAAAGUCUCUGAUGCCUGAUGUUGCUGUAUCGUGUAAAACCCAACCGACGUGUGUUGAUUCGCCUCAAAAAGAUCUGUUGGGGGUGAAUGCCACUCGAUUCUACCCGCCUAUGUACUCGGUGAUUUGUAUAUUAAUCCAUUAUUCUUUCAGCUGUUGAAAAAAAAACA
Molecule: messenger RNA, 1279 nt
Organism: Panicum hallii
Lineage: Eukaryota; Viridiplantae; Streptophyta; Magnoliopsida; Poales; Poaceae
Product: deSI-like protein At4g17486
Exons: 4
Coding region: 244-987 (247 amino acids)
Biological process (GO): protein deubiquitination
Molecular function (GO): deubiquitinase activity
Source: RefSeq, a predicted model, not a curated record